Tuber aestivum (summer truffle) is the source of this 3079-nucleotide messenger RNA. Lineage: Eukaryota; Fungi; Ascomycota; Pezizomycetes; Pezizales; Tuberaceae. The record is from the annotation of a GenBank genome assembly.
AUGAACAGUUCCGGGUUGGCUCCGCAAUACAAGGCGCCAUCUGACGGAAGAAUGUCGGAAAAUACAGGCAGAGCCCUUCCCGCACCCUCGCCACGGGCACGUACCGUGGCCGAGAUUAGGGAAAGGUUGCUGCUAAAUCGGAGGGCAACCGAUGAGAAAAUAAGGUCGGCAAGGAUGUCUAGGGAUGCAUUGAGGACUCCAAUCGGAGUUCCGAGGAGUGCGCUCGAAAGCCCAUCACUAGGAAACUCUCCCCUAGCCCUAAAAUCUGAACGAGCUGGGUCGUUUUCCAAUAACUACUCUAACCCGGCCAUGUUUGGUUCGCCGAAUUUAGGCGCUGAGGAAUACCUUCUUGGAUUACCAUUAGGCACUGAUUCUUCCUCAAAUGGGGUCGCUCAGAGAGCUGCAUACAUUAGCGCAAUUACUGCGAAAUCUGAAAUGAUUGACAAAUUCCUAAAUCACCCGUUUCCCGCACCCGAGGAACUCGCUGGAGAGAUGGAUAAGUUGGUUGCUGAAUGCCGUUUGAUUGCCGUUCACCCCGACCUCCCUUACACGGAGAUCAAUCCAAGGGAUGUGGAUUUCGAGAAGGAGUCUAAAUCCUAUAUAGCCAUGAGCCCAAAGUUUUCGUUUCUGAAAAAGCUCUUUGACUUUAUAUCCGAGUUGUCUAUUAAGGUUGAAAUUGUGGCUAGCCCUGGCAGGACGAUUGUGAGUUUUGACUUUUGUUGGUAUUGCUGGCCUGGCUAACCUGGCUCAUAGGAUAUGCUCGAGAUAUUCUUUCGAGGCAUCAGAGUGCACUGCACACGUCGCGACAGACUUAGUCAACUCCCCCGGCUUCCAGCCAGUGAACAGAGAGGCUUUAGCAAAGUGGCACUGCUCCCAUCGGCCAAGAGCGGCGCGGUAGUGGUGAGUCUUGUUCUCUUGACAGAAGGUUCUGGUGAUACUAAGAUAUUUUAGGUGAGCGCGGAUUUGGUCAUCGCUAUGGAUUCGACCUUUGUUGCAGAUGUUCCAGAGGUAGUCCGUGUUCGAAAGAGCUUGUUUGUCGUGGGAAAGUUGGCCCCAGUUAUCCGCCUUGUUUCACUCAAUACACUGGAGCAUAUCGAGCUGUGCUAUAAAGACUCCGAGAGCCGGUACCCGGCGCUGUAUACAUAUAUUGAAACAACGAAGAACCUGCUACAUGAUACAGGAAUCUUGGCAGAUUCCUACAAACCGACGUUCGCCGCUGCAGUACCCAACACCGCCAAGUGGCUCUCGAAAACCCCAAUUGAAGGGGCCCCAAAGCUCGAAGGGUUCCCGUUGUUGCCAAUCGCCGCACGUUUGCCUCAAACCCAAAGCCCAGAAUUACACGAUAAGCGCAAGCGAGAGGUAUGUGUCUAUAUACAUAUCCUCUUAUCCGAUCUCCGUAGGGCAUGAAUGAUUUCCACUAAUCGAAUACAGGGUGAACCCUCUGCGGAGCAGUCCCCCGGACCGUCGCCACCAGCAACAAUACAAACCAAACGCUUGAGGAUAGCCGGCCCCAUUAAUUCUCCUACCACUUCCUCACCGAUCCAACAAGUGGGUACCGCCACUCCUUCCAAAGAUCAAAUUCCACUCCAACCCACUCCUCCGGCAGAAAUGGAGACUCAUUUACCUAGUUCUUCGAUGCAAAUUGACGGAGAUGCUGUUGGAGCAACUGGAGCCAUGGAUGACGAGCCUCCUAGAUCGUGGGUAUAUAUCACAGAGGAGGUGGUUGACAAAAUGGUGGGCGGAUUCUACUAUCCCUAGGGUUGCUCGGUUGCUCGGUUGCUGACUGUCGAAUAGGAACCGGCGGAUUUGAAGAAGACAUUGAAAGCAGGGAAGCAUGCGUUGCAAGAAUGGAAACACUUUGCACUCCUCACACAAGAAACCGUCAGGAAACAGAGAGAGAUUUUUACGGCUCUCCAGGCUGAGAAGGAUGGUUUGGUGAGGUCAUUGUCGAGAGCCGAAGCAAGAGAAAAGCGCCUAGACUCUGAGAUUUCGAAGCUGCGAGACGAUUUGAAGCAAGCAAAUUCAGACAUGCAGAGGGCCAAGGCAGAUUUGUCCUCAGCUGCUGAUCCGCUCCCAAUCAUAGGCCAGUUGCGUGAUGAGAAUGAGCAGUUGCGAAAGAAGCUAGAAUCGAUGGAUAGGCGGGAGAAGGUCAAGGAGGAAGAGUUCGAGUUCCUUCGCGAGCAAUACCAGAACGCAACCUCGCGUGGGGUAGAGUUAAGGAAGGACUUGGACCAGGCUCAGGCCGACAAUGUUGUCCUCCAAAGGAGGGCAGCGGCGACUGUCAAGGAAUUUCACCAGGCACACAUGUCCAGCCAGUUGGAUAAUUACAAGAGCGAGGUUGCCAGCCUGAAGUCAAAACUUGCUGAGAGAGAAACCCGACUUCUCCGGCUGGAGGAGCGCGCGAGUGGAAUCCCUGUUACUAGAGGGCGUGCACUUCCUGUGGACAGAGCAGCAGCCACUACUCCCACGGUUUCCCACCAACCCGAGCCUGUUUCCCAAGGUCCAACAACUCGAACUGAGAGAUCCACCAACCCACUUCCUUAAUCGAUGCUUACGUCUGCACCACACCCCGCCGCAUAUUUCACCUCCAUUUCAUUUGUUUUGGUUCGGGAAGUCUCAUUGUCUAGUGUAUUUUUCAUACAGGCGUACAUGGCUGGUAGAGAUGGGUCGUAAAUUCGCUUUCGCUCCCUUUCUUCUACUUUUGUAUCCUCUCACGAUGGGUUUCCUUUGAUGCCUCUUUCUUACCUCUCAUUUUCUUUUUCGGUGGCUACUCUUACUGGCGUCUGCGUACAUGGCAUUACAUUUUUCUUUACUUUUCCUCCCCGCACGAGUAUUGUACGAGGUGUUUGUACUAUACCAAUUUCUGUGGAGCGGUAGUAUUACUUUAGGGAUCUGUGCAUCAAAUUACCUGGUCUAGCUAGCUAUACUCGAGUAUAAUGAGAGAGCCUUUUUCACCUUCUUUCUUUCCUCUUUUCUCAACCCCCCCAAUCCCAGUAAUUAUUCCAUAGUAGGGUGUUCCUGUUUUCAGCUUGUCCCUUGGCCUACAAUUGCUCCUAUGGAAUCCAUCACAUUUCUCUUU